AUCGGGCGUUAUUUUUGAAGAAAGUUGCAAAUAACGCCCGAUAGUUGAUAGUUGCUCAGACCAAAUACUUGGCCUUCAAUAUGUUUACCCCUGCCGCUACUUCGCCUGUUGACUCCUCCUAUGGAUUCAAUAAUCUCAAAAUGUAUGACGUUUAUUUGAGCUUUUGUGAUCCUCAUCUCGGCCAAGGUUUUUCUAACCGACUGUAUUCUGGUCUUGUCGCGGAAGGCAUUGUCACCUGGGUAGAAGGAAAAUUCAUAGAUGAUAUCCCUCCUUUUCAACGCAUCCGAGAAAGUAGGAUUGGCAUUCCCAUUUUCUCCCAAAUGUUUAUCCAGUCACAGUCGUUUUUGAAUGAAGUGUGUUUUAUGAGUAAGUCGAAUGUCAAAAUUAUUCCUCUGUUUUAUGAUAUUGUGCCUUCAGACGUUCGCCACCAGCUAAGGCUUGCAUCCGCUCAACAUUCCGGGCAACAUCUAACCAGCGAGAUAGUCGGAGCAAUGCAGAAGGUUUCCUAUAUCUGUGGCUGGUCUUCAGAUCAAUAUAAAGUAUUCACUGGUAUUGGUUCACAGAUCAGCAGGGAGGAUGUUUUGAUGAAAGAUGUUGUAAGGGAUGUAGUGAAAAUCUUGGAGACAUAUAAGGUUCAUUUGGACACUCCGAAAUGCUUUGGUUUAGACUGGCGUGUUGAGCAUGUUAAGGGACUAUUAAAUUUAGCGGAUCGUGAGAAGAAGAUUGUGAAAGUGGGUAUACAUGGGAUGCCCGGUAUUGGUAAAACCACCCUGGCCAAAGGUUGUUUGCAAAGAAGUCUUCUACAGUCAGUUUGAAAUGCAUUGUUUUGUACUGGGUGUCGGAGAAAGAUGUCAACUGGAAGAUGGACUCGUAAAGCUGCAAACCCAUAUGCUCAAAGAUGUUUCCCGAUUCAUGGCCAAAGAGGAUUCGCUCCCAUUCAGAGACGAAGUAGAACAAAUUGAUCGAGGAAAAUACCUGCUACAAGAGUGUCUUAGGGGUAAGAGAGUUCUCCUACUCCUUGAUGACAUUCAAAGUGCCGAGCAGCUGGAAGCUCUUGGGGGAAAUUAUAGGGAUUUUGGGGCAGGCAGUCGUUUGCUCAUUACAUCUCAGAAUCAACAAAUUCUAAAAUUGGCAAAUGUUGAUGAAAUGUACGAGGUAAGGAGGCUUUCUCAAGAACAUGCCAUGGAGUUGUUUAAAUUCCACGCGUUCCCUAAUUACUGCUGUCCGGAUCCAGAGCUGCAAACACUAAGCAGCAAUAUUGUUAAUGCUUGUGAAGGCCAUCCUCUUGCACUCCAACUUCUUGGUAAAAGCCUGGUUGGUGAAGACGAUCGAGAGGUAUGGAAAGACAUGGCAGACAAGUUAAGUGAUGAGCCUUAUAUGCAAAAGAAACUUAGGGCCACGUACGAUACACUUGACCCCAAUGAAAAGGAGAUGUUUCUAGAUAUUGCUUGUAUUUUUACAGGGCAGGACAAGGACAUUGCUAUGAUCUUUUGGGCCGAAAUGAAAUGGAAUUGUCAUGCGUCUCUCGCACAUAUCUUUCAAAAGUCCUUGGCGAACGUGGGCCCUGGUAAUGAAUUAUCGAUGCAUCGGUGCCUCCGAGAUUUGGGAACAACUUUAGCAAAUGAAAUUUCUCCAGAACCCCAUAAACGCACAAGACUAUUCCAUGAGGACGAUGUGCACCAUUUGUUACGUCCACCCUGGGAAAAGGCCAAGACAGUUCGCUAUCUUCGCUACGAGCCCAAGGAAAGGAAGACAGUGACGCCAGGCAUGUUCAUGCAGCUGUACAACUUGAGGUUGCUUUGGCUUGCAGAUGUUGAUAUAAAGGGACACUUUCCUGAGGCACUCUACUUUGACGAAUUGAGAUGGCUAAGAUUGACGAGAUGUUCAUUAACACGGCUACCUCCGGGAAUGAACCUGAACAACCUUGUUAUUCUGGAGGUGACUGAUAGCCAGAUAACUCAUCUCUGGGACGAAAAGACAGAAGAAUAUUCAAACACAUGCCCCGAGAAGCUUAAAGUGCUUAUUUUGAGAGGAUGCGCGUCCCUGGAAAAACUACCUCCUACAAUAAUCUAUAACCAGUUGCAGAUCCUGGACUUGCACAAUUGCCAAAAACUGAGAAGUCUGCCCAAUAAUUUGAGAAAUAAUCUGGGAAACUUCCACAGCUUAGUUUCUCUCAACAUGAAAGGCUGUGGCGUUUCUUAUUUGCCCGAGGAUUUCGGCAUGCUUUCAAGUCUGGAAGAAUUGGAUCUCUCUUGGUGUAAGAAUUUAUGCAACCUUCCGGCCAGUUUCGGCAAUUUGACUCGGUUGGAAAAACUAGAAAUUCACCACAAUUCAAAUCUUAGAGAGCUACCGGUUACCAUGGGUGGCCUAAAAAGUUUGGCUUAUCUGGAUGCCGGGUACUGCCAAUUGUGUGAAAAUGGACUCCCAGCCGGACUAUUCGAAUUGUGUUCGUUAAGAAUCAUCCAUCUAGAAUAUAACAGGUUUCGUAGCCUUCCCGGCAGCUUACAAAAGUUGAGUGGACUUUGGGAACUCCAUGUGGACGGGUGCAGCGAGCUUUCCGAAUUGAGAGCGGUCCCACUAUCACUAGAGAUGCUGUUUGCCCGUGACUGUAUGCAAUUGCAGAGCAUAUGCUGUUUUUUCCGGACAGAAAAGUCUGUGUAGAUUAGACGUAAGCAGGUCAUGCCAUCUGACGGGUCUGCCGGGAUUGGAAUCAUUGCAAGGAUUGACAACAUUGAAAUUGGUGGGAUGUACAAAACUUUCCAGCUCAAUACUCGGAAGUUGCUUGGCUGGUCUCAAGUCGCUGGAGAGCAUUUUCAUUGCGGGGCCCGGUGUCAGCUCAAAGCAAUUACUUUCUUUCUACGAUACCAUCAAGGCCAUCUCUUUCGAGAGUCAAUGUCUAAUGUCCACUCCAGCUAUCACUUCGACUUGGCUUCAUGCCGAGCCGAAUGGAGAAAACCGGGAUGAAAAUUGUUUGUUGUCUUUCGCUUGGCCACAAUUUUGAUUGCGAAGACAGGAACAGGCUGCGCUACAGCAUUGAAAGGAAUCAGAAUUUACGGGCAUGUGAAAUGAUCCACCCGGACGUAGAUUGUGGAAGAGAAGAUGUGUUGGAAGUACGUGUGGUGAGAGCGGAAGGUGAUUUUGACUUCAAUUGGCUGAGGAUGGGAGACAAAAUGAGAGUGAGUGCGCGCUCUGAUCAUCAGGAUUGGAAGGCCUGCUUCAAAUUCUUGAUGUACGAUCCUCUGAAUGGAAUUUAUCCUUGUGUAGAAGAAAAACCUCCUCGUACCAUAACAUUUGGCGUGUAAAACUAUAUAAAGACAUUAAGCUUUCUUCAAGCACACAUUUUGUGUGUAAUUAAUUGUACAAAGGUAAAUCCUAAAGGGUGUGUAUUUAACGUAGCCAAAAUUUGAAAGUAACUCAAUCCAAAUAUAAAUGUUAUAUUUCUGGCUAGUAAAUGGUGUUUCAAUCUUAUAUUUAUAUAGUAAAUUUAUAUUUGAGUAUAGAUUUG
Messenger RNA from Cryptomeria japonica (Japanese cedar), 3505 nucleotides. RefSeq names its product disease resistance protein RUN1. The transcript has 4 exons. The coding region runs from base 742 to 2661 and encodes 639 amino acids. The record is from RefSeq and is a predicted model, not a curated record. Gene Ontology annotation, biological process: defense response. Gene Ontology annotation, molecular function: ADP binding; protein binding. Lineage: Eukaryota; Viridiplantae; Streptophyta; Pinopsida; Cupressales; Cupressaceae.